Molecule: messenger RNA, 1442 nt
Organism: Tuber aestivum (summer truffle)
Lineage: Eukaryota; Fungi; Ascomycota; Pezizomycetes; Pezizales; Tuberaceae
Source: the annotation of a GenBank genome assembly
AUGGGAUUUUUUAGUAUACCUUCGUGUCCAACAUGCGUUCGCCGUUUAGCUGGAGGGGCACUUCAACAAAUUCGGGGCAAGAAAAGAACCCGGAAGGUGCCCACCAUUAAAGUCCAAUUGACGAGGGAUGUCCCGAGAUUUGGAGAAAAGGGUGCGAUCACUCGGUGGAUAACCUGCGGCGUAAAAGGGAGUCAACUAACAGCUCGCAGGGACUGUCCUACAAAUACCAAAAGGGAGAAUGAGAGGUAUGCCGGCGUUGGCUCCCUCCUGUAAUUGAGCUUCUGCUAACGAUUGUAGGGGAUUGGUAUACUUCGGUUCCCCGUUCGAAUUCAAUUCCUCAUUCCACUCAUAGCCUGUCGAUGGCCGAGCCGGUCCGGGUUCUUUGGCUCAUUAUUUUCAAUUGUAUCCAGGUUUCCCAAGGGGAUAGCGGACUAUAUUCCUAGACACAUGCUGAAGAGAAUGCCGGCUGGGGCCCUCAAGCACCGUGAUCCCAUGUUCAUGAACGCUAAGGUUGAGAAGAAGAAGCCUAAGGUCGUGAUCGAAUUACUUACAGUGAGUUCAUCCGUGUUAGGUCAAUACUGGGCUGUGCUGAUCUUGUUGCUGCUAGCCUACACAAACAAUUGCACUUCUUGACUCAUUUAUUCCCCCGAACCUCAUGUUCUCCCGCUCCACGAUCGCCCCGAACGAGCCUGCUAUUCACGGCUCAGUUACACUCACCGAUAUCGCAACCGCUGUAAGGAAUAUUGCUGCAGCGAACGGGAAAGAGGGAUCACGAAUCGUGGUCGGUCCCGAAAAUAUCAGGUUUGCAGGUAAGGACGUAGAGGGGGACAAGCUUAAGUCACUAGGAACGUUUGAUUUCGAGAUCAGCGUGAAGGGAGCGAACGACUUUGUAAGACGGAAGGUCAUGGUUGUGGAGCAAGAGGAGGUAUAGAAAGGAAGAAAAAUAGAUGGCCCCGUGGGGCGGCGAUCAGGUCCAUUGGGAUCACCUUCACUUUUCUCUUCCCUACAAAACCCGGCCCGCCCUGCCCUCCGCCCCAUGUCCCACAUUGGGGAGACCAAAAACUAUUUGAUAAGUGUAUGAUAUAUGCACCCAAGAUAUCUUACACAUUAUUUGUACAAAAGCUGUGUCGUUGUCUCAGUUUGUUUUCUCAGAAUUGGGGCUGUUGUACUCGUACUCGUACUGCACAGCGCAGCACAGUGCAUGCUACACUGGUACUGUACCAUACUCUUAUAAGCAUCAGGCAGCGGCAUAGAUCUCGCCCUGUAUCAAGACGUGGGGGAGAUGUUUUAGGAGGAAAUUUUACGUUUAUCAGGACGAGGGUAAGUCACAUCGCAUCGCCCUUCUCCUUCCCCCGCCGAGAUACGGCACGCUCAUCCCACCGGCCAGCUGAAGAAAUAAGCCGGGGAAAAAAUGGGAUGAGACGGUUUACGUACAUAACUAC